Polypterus senegalus (gray bichir) is the source of this 1029-nucleotide messenger RNA. RefSeq lists its product as uncharacterized. NCBI's taxonomy places the organism in Eukaryota, Metazoa, Chordata, Cladistia, Polypteriformes, Polypteridae. The transcript is spliced from 7 exons. Gene Ontology annotation, biological process: biosynthetic process. The coding region runs from base 36 to 911 and encodes 291 amino acids. The record is from RefSeq and is a predicted model, not a curated record.
CGGUAGGCGUGUCCUCGGCCCAAGCUGACAGCAGCAUGAGAGUCGUGGUACUGGCCGCUGGUUACGGUACUCGGCUUCACCGGGAGCUGGAGGCCGAGCGGCGGGCGGAGCUGCGGGCGCUGCACGGUACGCCUAAAGCCCUGCUGCCCGUCGGCGCUCAUCCGCUCCUGUCGCGCUGGAUGGGCCUCCUCGGGGGCUGCGUGGCCGACGUCUGCGUAGUGGUGAGUGGCCGGGCGCCGGAGGGCCGAACUCUUCAUCUCUUGUCUCAAUUUUUGUGUCGCUUCUCCAUCCGUCACCAGACUAACGAGCUGCACCGCCGGCGCUUCGACGACUGGGCCAGGAGCUUCCCGGGAGUUCGCGUGGUCAGCGACGGCACCACAACCGACAAGGGCCGUCUGGGUGCUGUUGGCAGUCUGCACUUUGCCAUCAGCCACUUUGGAAUUGCUGAUGACGUCCUCGUCAUCGGAGGAGACACUUUACUCACCCAGGACUUCUGCCUCCCCGACUUCCUGCAGACGUUUUGUGAUCUGCAAGCCACGAGUGCCCCUGCCAGUCUGGUCCUGUCGUACCAGUGCGCAGAAGAAGAGACCUCCAAGUAUGGCAUCCUGGAAGUGGAUGAAGAUGGGCGCGCCGUGUCGAUGAAGGAGAAGCCCAGUGCCAGUGCCACGACUUCGCGCAGAGCGUGCCCCUGCCUCUACCUGCUCUCACGGGCGGCCAUCUCGCUGUUGCCGACGUUUCUGGAGGAGAAGAAGAGUGCCCCACUGGAGACCAAGGACGCCCCCGGCUUCUUUCUAUCCUGGCUCAUAGCGAGGUCCCCCGUUUACGUCUACGAGGUUUCUGGCCGCUUUGAUGUUGGGAAUGUCGCCUCGUACCUCGAGUGCCACUCGUACUUUCAGAAUAAGGAACUCUGAACAGGUGGCAGAGAUGGCGCCUCCCGGCGGUCCCAGCGAGUGUUGCCACACACCGAACAGUUGAGGCCGCAGCGUGGGCAGACACGAGAGAAAUAAAAUGUGGAUUAAAAACACGAGA